ACGCGUUAAGGUUUCCUCUAAAUGAGUAAUAAAGCCUCGCAUCCUUUCUCCAUUUUCACAUGUGAAUAAUCAAAAUUCAAAAUAAAUAAGUAAAUAAAUGAACAAACCCAAUCAGCGGUGAGGAGAGGAGGAGGAAGGACUGGUCAGCUCACACUCAACCUUCCGAAAUAGCUACCUGCAGAAAUGGAAAACACAGAAAAGACCCAAUCUUUUCUUCUUCUUCUCUUUAAAAAGCUUCCAUUUUUAUCCAUACUCUGCUCUCUUCACCUCAUUCUCCUCUCACCCUCUCUUUCAGCAGCUUCCACUCCCAAGCUCCACCCACCGGAAGUGACAGCGCUGGAGGAGAUCGCUAAGAAAUUGGGGAAGACGGACUGGGAUUUCGGGAAGGAUCCCUGCAAUGGGAGUGAGACCUGGAGUCCGGCGAUUCUGAGAAAGAGCUUUGAAACCACCGUCACCUGCGACUGCUCUGCCGGUAACGGCACCGUCUGCCACGUCACUGCCAUAUCUCUGAAGUCUCAAAACUAUACAGGAAGUCUUCCUCCUGAAUUUGCAAAGUUCCAACACCUCAAAAGCUUGGAUCUCAGUCGUAAUUAUCUGAAUGGAACGGUUCCGCAACAGUGGGCAUCAAUGCAAUUGCUUGACCUUUCUCUUAUGGGGAACCGUUUAUCGGGCCCAUUUCCAAAAGUUCUCACCAAAAUCACUACUCUCAGGAACCUGAGCAUAGAAGGAAAUAACUUCUCCGGAUCCAUUCCUUCUGAAAUUGGGAACUUGGUUCAUCUUGAGAAGCUAGUACUGUCAUCAAAUGCUUUUACAGGAAAUUUACCUUCUACUCUUGGCAUGCUGAAGAACUUAACUGAUGUGAGGAUAAGUGACAAUAACUUUAAUGGGCAGAUACCCGAUUUCAUCAGUAGCUGGACAAAAAUUGAGAAACUGCACAUUCAAGGUUGUUCACUUCGGGGCCCUAUACCUUCAGCGAUUUCCAACUUAACAGCUUUAAGUGAUCUGAGGAUCAGUGAUUUGAAAGGGGGACGGUCCAGUUUCCCUCAACUAAAACCAUUGGUAUCCUUGAAGAUACUGAUAUUGAGGAGCUGUUUAAUAGAUGGACCAAUCCCAGAAUAUCUUGGGAAUGUGAGGAAAUUAAAAAAUUUGGACCUAAGUUUUAAUAAUUUGAGCGGUGAGAUUCCAACUUCUUUUGUUCAUCUAGCAAAAACGGAUUUCAUCUAUUUGACAGGAAACAAGCUUACUGGAGAUGUACCAGAGUGGAUUUUAACCUCAAACAAGAAUGUGUAAGUUUACUUCUCAUUGAGUAAACCACAUUCAAGUUUAGUAAGGAGUCAUCAUCAUCAUCAUCACUACCCCAGUGCCGCAAAAGCUGCCACCUUGGUGGGGUAAGGGGGUCGGAUGUACACAGCCUUAUCCCUGUAAUAAAGCACAAAUAACUGUUUCCGGAUGACCCAAGGUGAAAAUCGCGUCGAAAAAUGCAUGGAUUGACUGGCGCUUCAUAACAAAGAAGCGCAAACAGUUUUAGAUAUUUCUUACAACAAGUUUUCAAUGCAAAGCUCAGUACCAACGGAAUGUCCUAGUGGAAAUGUUAACUUUCUUGAAAGCUUUUCCUCAUACGGAAACUUUACCAGAGUUCAUCCAUGCCUCAAGCAAAACUUUCCUUGCUCUGGCCCAUCCUCGCGGAUGAAUUAUGCCUUGUACAUUAAUUGUGGAGGAAAAGAAACAGUUAUAGGCAAUGGAACAAUGUAUGAUGCUGACUUAGAAGCCCGAGGUGCUUCAAUGUUCUCUUCAAGACCAAAUUGGGCAUUUAGCAGCACAGGAAACUUCAUGGACAAUGAUAAGGAUGCUGAUUCCUAUAUUUAUACCAAUACCUCUCCUUUACAUAAUGUGUCCAGUGUUGAUUCUGAGCUUUAUAAGACUGCACGUGUGUCACCCCUCUCUCUCACUUACUAUGGAUUGUGUAUGAUAAAUGGAAACUACACAGUUAAACUUCAUUUUGCGGAGAUUAUAUUUACAAAUGAUAGUUCUUUCAACAGCCUCGGCAAGCGUAUAUUUGAUGUCUACUUGCAGGAAAAGCUGGUGUUGAAGGAUUUUAACAUUGAGAAUGAGGCAGGAGGACCGGGUAAACCCAUAGUAAAGAGUUUCACUGUAGCCAUAACAAAUGAAACGCUGAAGGUCCAUUUUUACUGGGCUGGGAAAGGAACAACGGGAAUACCUGAAAGAGGAUUUUAUGGCCCUUCAGUUGCUGCAAUAUCAGUUGACCCCAAUUUCACGCCCCCAAAAAUCGAUGAUGAUAAAAACAUUCCUGUUGGUGAAUUAGUUGGAAUUAUAGUUGGAGCUGUGAGCUUUACAUUUCUGGUCUUAGGCUUCGCCUAUACAGUGCUCUCUAAGCAAAGAAAAGUAUCUGAAGAGAGAGAUCUUAAAGGCUUGGAUCUACAAGCAGGAAUUUUUACCUUACGACAGAUCAAAGCUGCAACAAAGAACUUUGAUGCCGAAAACAAGAUAGGGGAGGGUGGUUUUGGUUCAGUUUACAAGGGACAAUUAUCAGAUGGAACGACAGUUGCUGUGAAGAAAUUAUCGUCAAAGUCAAAACAAGGAACUAGUGAAUUUCUGAAUGAAAUAGGCAUGAUAUCAGCACUGCAACAUCCAAAUCUUGUUAAGCUAUAUGGGUGCUGUGUUGAAGGCAACCAACUAAUGCUAAUCUAUGAGUACAUGGAAAACAAUUGUGUGUCCCGAGCUCUAUUUGGGAAGGAUAUAACAUACAAGAUUAAAUUAGACUGGCCUACAAGGAAAAAAGUUUGUUUGGGAAUUGCUAGAGGUUUGGCAUACCUUCAUGAAGGAUCAAGCUUGAAGAUAGUUCAUCGAGAUAUCAAGACCAGCAACAUUUUGCUUGACAAGGACCUGAAUGUUAAAAUAUCCGACUUUGGCCUCGCGAAACUUCAUGAGGACGAAAACACUCACAUUAGCACCCGGAUUGCAGGGACCAUAGGUUAUAUGGCUCCUGAGUACGCAAUGCGUGGCUGUCUAACUAGCAAAGCAGAUGUCUACAGCUUUGGGGUUGUCGCUCUUGAAAUCAUCAGUGGAAAAAGCAAUACCAACUACAGGCCAAAGGAAGAAUAUGUUUAUCUUCUAGACUGGGCCUAUGUUUUGCAAGAGAGGGGAAAUGUACUUGAGCUAGUCGAUCCAGAGUUGGGGUCUGAGUACUCAGCCGAAGAGGCUAUGGUAAUGCUAAACAUUGCGCUCUUGUGUACUAAUGCAUCCCCAACUCUCAGACCAACAAUGACUCAAGUGGUGAGCAUGCUGCAAGGACACACCCUUGUUCAAGACAUAAUCUCAGACCCAGGUUUCUCCUCCAUUGAACUGCAACUUAGGUCAAUGAGGAGGCACUUUUGGGAGAGCCCAAGCGUCGCCACAAAUGGCACGACCAUCGGUUCCAAUCUGUCAUAUGUGGAAAAGGAAGACACAGAAACAGUUGCACUUGUAACAAAGAUGUCAGAUUUAUGAAACAUAACUACACUAAUCAAUACGUAGUAUUUGUUAAUGACUAUGUAUGUAUGUAGGCAUAGCUCUUUUGACUAUAUAUAGUCAUCCUGAACUGAGUAGGAACUCCUUGGUAAAACUCAAGUAUUGAUCAAAAGCUUCAUUUGACGUAGCGUUUGUCAACUUCAUAAUUAGGAUCAAAAGUGAAAUUAUUAGUAGUAUGAUGAAGUGGUACUCCCUGCUUUUCUAUUAUUACCUGUCCCAAAAUUAAGUUCCACUUUUCCUUUUCGGAUGUCUCAAAAUAAA
Messenger RNA from Cuscuta epithymum, 3789 nucleotides. Lineage: Eukaryota; Viridiplantae; Streptophyta; Magnoliopsida; Solanales; Convolvulaceae. The record is from the annotation of a GenBank genome assembly.